AUGACUGCGUUUGCCCGAAUUGGUCUGACGCCAGCAACUCAGCUUCUUUCUCCUACUCCUCCUCUUACUCGUGCCCGCCGGCCGUCCGUCCGUUGCAAGCCAGCGCUGUCCGUCCUGAAUGGCCAGCGCCUGAUUGUUCCUAUUACGGUGAGGUUCGCUCGAGCACCGACCGAUGAUCAGCAGCGCGGGUCGCUGCUGCCAGUGUCAUCGUUGUUCCGCCGAGGCCAACUGUGCAUAGCGAUAGAGAUUCGGCCUUGUCGUCUCCUUCUUUUGCCACUUCUUCUGCUGCUGAUGACUGUUCUUGCCUCUGGCAGCGUCGUGGCCGCCCAGUCGUCUUACGCAGCCAUUGGCGGAGGCGCAACGCCGUUUAGUCCUUCGUUGGACCUCAACUCCUUACAAGCAGGAUCGUUACUGCAGAGCUGCAUGAAGCACAUCUACCGGACGAGACAGCGUCAAUCGCGUCGAAACACGCCGCUUCUGCGAUCUUCCGUGUCUUCCUCGUCGUUGUCGCCCUCGCAUUACGAAAAGACCAACCGCAUAGGUAAACUCUAUUGCCGAACAGGUUACCAUUUGCUCAUCCAUGCCGACGGCAAGGUUAAUGGCACUCAUCAGGACCACAACCGUUUCGGUCGGGUGGUAAGGAAAUUCGAAGCGCUGUCUCUCUGUGACCAUCGCCUGUCUUUCGCCGGCGUCGCGGAGCUUGAACAACGCAGCGGCCGUGACUUCAUAGUACCUGAGUGGUUCAGCUUCUGCCGGCUUGGCGACUUGGUGUAA
Molecule: messenger RNA, 774 nt
Organism: Soboliphyme baturini
Lineage: Eukaryota; Metazoa; Nematoda; Enoplea; Dioctophymatida; Soboliphymatidae
Source: the annotation of a GenBank genome assembly